Odontomachus brunneus is the source of this 2447-nucleotide messenger RNA. RefSeq names its product mitochondrial-processing peptidase subunit alpha-like. Bases 277 to 1917 code for a protein of 546 amino acids. The transcript has 12 exons. NCBI's taxonomy places the organism in Eukaryota, Metazoa, Arthropoda, Insecta, Hymenoptera, Formicidae. Gene Ontology annotation, molecular function: metalloendopeptidase activity; metal ion binding. The record is from RefSeq and is a predicted model, not a curated record. Gene Ontology annotation, cellular component: mitochondrion.
UCACUGACCGCUCACUGAUCAGCUAUGUUUUCUGAACGCAACCAUUGUCUCGUUUGCAAUGAAUAAUAGGGAAUAAAACGUAACACGCUUGUGUGUAGAAAACGUAACUUUUGGACGAUUUAAACUUAUGCAUUAGUAAAAUAUAUUAUUGCCGAAUGGUCUAGAAUAUAUUUAAAGUGGUUAUAUUAGAUCUCAAACAUAUACUCCUAUAACUUUCGACAGCAACUGACGAAAGAUAAAUCGUAUCUGUAUGUUACAAAUCUUCGAGUUGACAACAUGUACAGAAUGUUUACGGGUAUAUCGCAGAAACAAUUAAUUGUUGCUGUUAAGAAAAGUUAUACACAGACAAAAUACUUCAAUGCCUGGCAGAGAUGUAACUUCUCUUCUCAAAAAGAACCUCCUGGAUUAGAAGUUCAAAAGAAAAGUGUUACACCAUUUCCUCCACUAACAAAACCUAUUCCAAAUUUGCCAACAGCUGUUUACUCUACUGCAAAGGAGGAACAUCAAACAACGCAAAUUACAGUCUUACCAAAUGGUUUAAAGGUAGCAUCAGAAAAUCGAUUUGGACAAUUUUGCACUGUAGGUGUUCUUAUCGAUUCUGGUCCAAGAUAUGAAGUUGCAUAUCCCAAUGGUAUCUCACAUUUUCUUGAAAAGCUGGCAUUUGGUUCCACCAACACAUAUAAUAGCAAGGAUGAGAUAAUGCUAGCAUUAGAAAAGCAUGGUGCUAUAUGUGAUUGUCAAGCAUCUAGAGAUACAUUUAUCUAUGCUGCAUCGGCACAACGUCGUGGAUUGGAUUUAGUGACUCAAGUUUUGGGUGAUGUCGUUUUACGACCUCAAAUUACAAAUGAAGAGGUUCAAAUUGCUAGACAAAUAGUACAAUUUGAAUUGGAGUCUUUACACACUAGGCCAGAACAAGAGCCGAUAUUAAUGGAUAUGAUUCAUGCUGCCGCAUACAAACACAACACAUUGGGCUUGCCCAAAAUCUGUUCAGAAAAAAACAUUGAAAAAAUUGACAGAAAAAUUUUACAUACGUAUCUCAAAUAUCAUUAUGUACCAAGUAGAAUGGUGGUUGCUGGAGUUGGUGUUGAACAUGAAGAUUUGGUCCACGCUGUUAACAAAUACUUUGUGGAUCAAAAACCUAUUUGGGAAGAACAGACUGAUCUUAUUCUGCCAAAUUAUAAAAAUAGUGUUGAUGGGUCUAUUGCACAAUAUACGGGAGGAUACGUUUCGGAGGAAUGUAACGUGCCGAUUUACGCAGGACCUAGUGGUCUGCCUGAAUUGUCACAUGUUGUCAUAGGUUUAGAAGGUUGUUCCCAUCAUGAUUCAGACUUUGUUCCUAUGUGUGUAUUGAAUAUGAUGAUGGGAGGUGGUGGCAGUUUUAGCGCAGGUGGUCCUGGAAAAGGCAUGUACACUCGCUUAUAUACCAACGUAUUAAAUAGGUAUCAUUGGUUAUACAGUGCAACAGCAUACAAUCAUGCUUAUGCUGACACAGGACUGUUUUGUAUCCACGCCUCAUGUACACCACCUCACGUGAAAGAAAUGGUAGAAGUAAUUGUGCAGGAAAUGGUCGCAAUGGCAAACGGAGUCACAGACAAUGAAUUAGCGAGAGCAAAAAAGCAACUACAAUCGAUGCUACUUAUGAAUCUGGAACAACGACCUGUUGCAUUUGAAGAUAUAGGUAGACAAGUCUUAGCAACUGGUUCCAGAAAACGGUCAGAAUAUUUCAUAAAAGCUAUUGAAGGAAUAACUAAGGACGAUAUUAAUAGAGUAACACGACGAUUAUUGAAAUCAUCACCUUGCAUGGCGGCACGCGGUGAAGUGAAAGCUGUUCCUUCUUUGUCAGAUGUUCAAAGCGGUUUAAUCGAUACGCAAGGUCGGUUACCCGGUUCUCGUAGCAGGUUAUCACUUUUUCGUUAAAAUCGUACCCGGCUUUUUGAUCUAAAUAAAUGUUACUUAAUCAGUUCUAGUGAAUUAAUAAUUUAAAUACUUAACAUUUAAUUAUAUAUUGAAUUAAAUCUUGUACGAUAUAAAAUAAUAAACACAUGUAUCUAAUAUAACUAAUCUGGAUAAUAAUUUCGAAAAAAUUACUGUACAUUUUUUAACCUCAUUAAUAGUAUUUUACAUUUGAUGAAAAUUAUAUAUUGAAAAAAAACCAGUACAUCUCACUAUUGCUAAAUGAUUUUAGUUUUUAUGUACUUGCAAUAUGUUUUUAAUAUAUUGAUUGAAGUUUAGAUUUUAUAUAUGCAAUAUAUUCUGAGAAUAUGUUUAAUUAUACAAAGAUAAAAUUAUUUAUUGUUCAGCAGCAUGAAAAACGAAAAAAUUUUGCCGUCAAACGGAAACAUAAUACAAGAUGUGAAAGAUUGAAUAGUUUGUUACUAUGUACCAUAUGCCUGUAUUUGAACAUUCAAUUAUGAAUGUGCUGAAAAAUAUAAGUACAUAAAAAAAUA